AUGCCUCGAACCACAUUGAGACUCAACAAUGGUCUGAAGCGAACCGACGCGAAUGAGAGGAGAAUCUGGAUGCCGCUUCGUCUUGAUAACCUCGACCACCCACAGACUGCACUUGAUCGUCAAUCCGUCCUCGAUCUUAUUCGAAGUGUCUACGAUCCUAUGCUAAUCACUUGGCUUGCUAGGCCAGGCCAUACCUGGGUAAAUCAAUUCUCGAGAAAGCAUGCCAGUAAGCCGUUCGAAGCACAGGUUAUCGCUAGGAUAGGAGAGCUACCAUCAGCUGUUCAGGCCAUAGAGACUCACGCUGUCCUUGGUCAAAUUUUAUUCGACAUUCUUAAGUAUUACCGACUCACCGAUGACGCCUGGAAGGUACCUACGCCUGGCGCUGCUGCCCCCCCUCCCCCUCCUCCCCCUCCUCCUCCUCCAGCCGCUCCCGCUCCUGCUCCCGCUGCUCCUGCUCCUGCUGCUCCUGCUACUCUUGCCCCUGUACCAGAUAGUGAGGUGCUUGCUGCUGCUAUCGCCUUGGAGGUGGUUACUGCUGCUGCUAAUCUAGAAGCGCUUGCAGAUGCUGCAGAGCAAGUACUUGGGCCCGGUGCUACUGCUCCUGUUAACCUUACUCCCCUAGAAAUACUUGCAGAAGUUGCAAGCUCAGCUGAGCCUAGUCCUGUGCCUUCUGCCCUCGAUAUACUUGCAAAUGCUGCAAGCACACGUCCCUAUGCUGCUCUCCCCCCACCUGCUGUUGCCCCUGCCCCAGCGGUCUCCCCUGCCGCUGGAGGAAAGCGAGGUAGAAGUGAUAGUGAUGAUGAAUCUGAGCUCCCUGCCAAGAAGAAGCAAGCAGUGAGUCCAAAGUAA
Messenger RNA from Penicillium griseofulvum, 849 nucleotides. RefSeq lists its product as uncharacterized. The coding region runs from base 1 to 849 and encodes 282 amino acids. The transcript has a single exon. The record is from RefSeq and is a predicted model, not a curated record. NCBI's taxonomy places the organism in Eukaryota, Fungi, Ascomycota, Eurotiomycetes, Eurotiales, Aspergillaceae.